This is a messenger RNA of Malania oleifera, 2005 nucleotides long. Its product is annotated as cytochrome P450 CYP94D108-like. The coding region runs from base 42 to 1691 and encodes 549 amino acids. Gene Ontology annotation, molecular function: iron ion binding; monooxygenase activity; oxidoreductase activity, acting on paired donors, with incorporation or reduction of molecular oxygen. NCBI's taxonomy places the organism in Eukaryota, Viridiplantae, Streptophyta, Magnoliopsida, Santalales, Ximeniaceae. The record is from RefSeq and is a predicted model, not a curated record. The transcript has a single exon.
AGAGAAAGCUGAUAAUACGAAGGAUGAGGUAGUUCAAAGCAAUGACAAUGCUUCAACCACAAUUCACUAGUGAAGCCCCAUCCUCCCUCUCUCUCUCUCUCUCUCUCUCUCUCUCUCUCUCUCUCUCUCUCUCUCUCUCUCUCUCUCUCUCCCUCCCUCCCUCCAUGGACUUGAUGAUCGCUCUCCAAUCUCUCCUCUUCAUCCUCCUCUUCGUUUAUGUGUGCCUUUAUUUGCAGCAACCACAGCAAACCAAUGGCUUCUCGGUCUACCCUAUCCUCGGAACCGCACCGGAAUUCAUCAAAAACUACCACCGGUACCUCGAGUGGACCACCGACGUGCUCCGCCGCUGCCCUACGAACACCUCCGUCUUCCGCCACCCCACCACCAUCCACGGCGUCCUCACCGCCAACCCCGCAAACGUCGAGCACGUCCUCAAAUCCAACUUCCUCAAUUACCCCAAAGGCGACGAGUUCAGAUACAUCCUCCACGAUUUCCUCGGCCGCGGAAUCUUCAACUCCGAUGGCGACCUCUGGAAGAUCCAGCGCAAGACGGCCAGUUUCAAGUUCAAUAAAAGAUCUAUGCGCAACUUCGUCUCCAAUAUCGUAGCGGUCGAGAUCACGACCCGGUUGAUCCCGGUACUCAGAAAAGCAUCCGAAACGGACCGGGUCUUGGAUCUACAAGACACCCUGGAGCGGUUCGCGUUCGAUAACGUGUGUAUGAUCGCUUUUAAAGUCAACCCAGGCUGUCUCGGCGAAGGCGAUGGGGCCGUCGUCGGCGGCGAGUUCAUUCGAGCUUUCGAAAACGCCGCCGCCAUCAGCUUAGGGAGAUUCAUGCAUGCUUUCCAAUUUGUAUGGAAAAUCAAGAAGUUCUUCAACGUAGGAUCUGAGAGGAGGCUGAAAGAAUCAAUUAAAACCAUUCAUGAAUUCGCAGACAAAGUCGUCGACUUAAGAUUAUCAAAACGAAACGCAGAUGACGAGGAUGAUUUAUUAUCCCAUUUUGUUGGAAUGCACGGUGAGAAUUUAAACUCAUCGAAGGAGUUUCUCCGCGACGUCAUUGUAAGUUUUAUUCUCGCCGGUAGGGACACAACGUCGUCUGCUCUCACUUGGUUCUUCUUCCUCGUGUCAACAACACCCAAUGUGGAGCGAAAAAUCCUACAAGAGCUUGAAACCGUACGUGUCCGCCUUGGCAAGCGCGUAGGCGACACGUACGAUUUCGAAGCGCUGCAGGAGAUGAAUUAUUUGCAAGCAGCAUUAUCGGAAGCGAUGCGACUGUACCCGCCGGUUCCGACCGACACGAAGGUGUGCCAGAACGACGACGUUUUGCCGGACGGGACUUUCGUGGCGAAAGGGUGGUUUAUGACGUACAGCGCAUAUGCCAUGGGGAGAAUGGAAAGCAUAUGGGGGGAGGACUGCGGCGAGUUUCGGCCAGAGAGGUGGCUGGAUGAGGGCGGAAUGUGGCGGCAGCCGGCAAGCCCGUUUAGGUUUCCGGUGUUUCACGGGGGGCCGAGGAUUUGUCUCGGGAGAGAGAUGGCGUAUUUGCAGAUGAAGUGCAUAGCGGCAUGCGUGAUCGAGGGUUUUAAGAUGCACGUGGAGGGGAUGGACAAGAACGGGAAGCGUCCUGGGUACUCGCUGUCUUUGACUCUAAGGAUGAAAGGUGGGUUGCCGAUGAGGGUUAGCCAAAGGUGUGGCUGAAAUUAGCACUCAAUUAACCAUUAGAUUAAGAUUUUUAUUUUUUCCUUUUACAUUUUUGGUAAAGAUUUGUAUCCUAUGUAACCAAUCCCAGCCACACCUGCAUUAAUUAUUAAACUAGGAAAGUUAUAUUACAAAGGGUGGGUGUGUAUCAUGUAGAGGUUAUUCAUAUAGACCUUUGGAGCUUUAAAUAAACUAAGGUUUGGUAAAUGUAUGGUAGCAAGAUAGAUCCUUCUAUAUAUAUAUAUAGUUAUGUAAUUAAGGGAUUACUUGUGUAAUAUAUGUUUAAUAUUAUUCAUAUUAUCUUUUUGUCUCUA